Acanthaster planci (crown-of-thorns starfish) is the source of this 2885-nucleotide messenger RNA. RefSeq lists its product as uncharacterized. Gene Ontology annotation, molecular function: protein binding; serine-type endopeptidase activity. NCBI's taxonomy places the organism in Eukaryota, Metazoa, Echinodermata, Asteroidea, Valvatida, Acanthasteridae. Gene Ontology annotation, biological process: proteolysis. The record is from RefSeq and is a predicted model, not a curated record.
AUCGAGUGUAACAAUUCAUGCGCUGCAACUCAGCAAGAAUGAUUUGAAAAGAAUGGGUCAGCCAUGGUUUCAUGUGCAUUUCACAAAGCAACCUACCCCUCAACCUUUGCCUCUGUCCUAACAAAGUGAUGGCUGACUGUGGUUCAAAGUACACUCAACUUACUCUGCGCCAUGCUCUUGUCUCAACGAUCUUACUUUUACGUCUCGGGAUACUGGCAAACGCCAGUCCUGUGUCGAUCGUAAAAGACAAAGGUAACAAGCGUUGCGGGGCAGGUGAGUUCGCUUGUGACGACGGUAUGUGCAUCGACGCCGACUUGGAAUGCGACUGGUAUUACGACUGCAACGACAGGAGCGAUGAGGGUGACGAUUGCCAAUACACAGGAUUCACCUGCGAAGACGGAGAAACCAAGGUGUCCGAAUUGUGGCUCUGUGACGGUCAACCUGACUGCCUGGACGGAUCGGAUGAAAAGAAAGAGAACUGCCCUCAAACAGACGAGUGCUUCACAUUGAUCUGUGACGACAGCACAAAGUGCAUAGAAAGAGCAGAGAUAUGUGAUGGCAUCGAGGACUGUGUGGAUGGGGCAGACGAGCGUCAAGCCAAUUGCAACAGACUGGGGUCUUGUUUUCAUUGCUUAUCUGGCGAGGACUGCAUCAAAUGGUCCUGGGUGUGCGACAGCAUGGCCGACUGCUAUGACUGGUCAGAUGAAACAGCCGACAUCUGCGGAACAAUUGAGGACCGCUGUUGGAAAGGAGCAUUUCCCUGCCAGCACCAGGACUUCUGUGUGCCCCAGGGUUGGCGAUGCGACGAUGAUAAUGAUUGUGGGGACGGGUCAGACGAAACAGACUGUGAUGUGGAGUCCAUCUGGAGCCCCAUCUACGGCUGGAGUUUAUGGAGUGAGUGGUCGGCCUGCAACACAGACUGUGGACCAGGCGAGCGACAGCGCUACCGAGAGUGCCACGAGCUGAGCACUGCAUGCACUGGGAAAGAUGUUCAGGUCGAGGGCUGUCAGUUGAAAGAGUGUAUCCAAGAAAAGGACACAGGAUGUGGAACAAGGAGAUUGCCAUCAUUCCAGAUAUUCGAAAAGCGCAUUGUGGGUGGCAUCGAGGCAGUGGCUGGUUCCUGGCCCUGGCAAGCCCAGCUCAUCCACAGGUUCAAGAGCGGAAGGCAGGUGGCUAUCUGUGGCGGGACGCUGGUGAGGGAGAACAUUGUCGUUUCGGCUGCCCACUGCUUCAUGAAAUCAAUGAAUGAUGUAACAACUUGGAGGGUCCACCUCGGCAAGCACACUAUUGACCUCCACCUGUCCAAGGGCGAGCAGGAGGCCAAAAUCAAACACAUCAUCAAGCACAAGGGCUUUAACACCAAGACAAUGCGCAACGACCUGGCUGUCUUGGUCCUGGACAGAUCCCUGUCGCUGGACAGCGAGCAGGUCAACGUGGCCUGCCUGGACAAGGAGUUGGACAUGUCCAACAAGAUCCACUGCCUUGUGACAGGAUGGGGAUUGACGGAAAUGGGAGGGCGGCAAGCCAGGAAGCUUCAGCAGGCCUGGGUGCCAAUACUACGCCAGAGCCAGUGUAACCACAAGGAUGUCUACAACGGGAUAAUAGCUAGCAGCAUGAUAUGCGCAGGCUAUUUGGCUGGCGGAAUUGAUGCUUGUCAAGGGGAUUCAGGUGGUCCAUUGAUGUGUGAGCUGUCCGACGGCCGCUGGCACCUUGUUGGGAUCACCAGCUGGGGGCGAGGGUGCGCCAUGGCCAACAAUCCUGGGGUAUACACCAAAGUGGCACACUAUGCGCAGUGGAUUGAAGGCAAAAUAAAGGAACAUGGAUCUCCUUAACCAAACUAAAACUAAAGGGAUUAAAAGAUGCUGUUUAAACCUUAUGAAACUCAACAAAUUGGGGGGUAUUAGCCAGGGUUUGUAUAACAUGUGAUUACGAUUUUCCCUAAUCAUGUUGCAUUUUCACAGACCAAUUAUAAACCUGUCAAUUAUAUUGCAUUCCUGAGUGGUACGGUACUCACAUGCAUGUCAGAUUCUUAAAUCUGGUAAAUAUGCACCUUGUGCAUACAUGUGUAUAUGACCGGCACAUGAGCAUAGAAUCACCUUUGCUUCUGUGGCUAAAACUGAGGCUUCUGGCUGUGACUGGAAUAAUACGGAAGCCUGUGGAAGCCAAUUACAAUGUACAUGUACAUGUAUGUAGUCACUUUCCAGGGGCAAGUGUGUUGUGAGCCUGUUCAUUUGGACGUUGCAAGAACUGUGGUUGAUGAAAUAGUCUGUGCACAGUACAUGAUAAACAAAUGCUUCAAAUAUGCUUCUAUUUAAAAUAUCAAAUCACGAAUAAUUUGUUUUUUUAACUUGUGAUGUACAUGCCUUCAACUGGGUCAUUUUAUUGUCAAAUAAAUUAUCAGUAUCUCAAUAUGGCUAAUCAGUACAAACGAAAGCACAUCAUACUGAACUCUAAAGCAAUAUGUAAUAUUUAAGGUAGGAAAAACAGGCUUUAUGUUGGUAGAAUCGUGGUUACUCAUGAAGUAUUUAAUCAAUGCAAUGACGCUGUAUUGAAAUCACACACACUGCCAGAAAGUAAUUUUUUCUGUGUACUUCCUGUCUGUAUCACUCCCAAUAUUACUGUCGGCCAUUUCUACAGUGCUAUCAGAUUUGAAAAUAGAAUAUUGGAUCAUCUGCUUCAAAAAACAUGCUGCUUCAUGUCUGAUAAUAAAUACUUGCAAAUGAACACUCCUAAAAUAUCAAAUCCUAAAACUGUAGUAAUAUCACACCGUAAAAAACAAGUUUGGUAUGUUAUACAAGGGAAGGAAAUGUACUGCCGUAUUGAUACACUUUCAGCAGUUUGGCUAAUAUUGAGCAAUAAAAUUUGGCAUUCCAUUCAAGAACUGA